Messenger RNA from Knipowitschia caucasica, 618 nucleotides. The record is from the annotation of a GenBank genome assembly. NCBI's taxonomy places the organism in Eukaryota, Metazoa, Chordata, Actinopteri, Gobiiformes, Gobiidae.
AUGGCACGCAAGAUACGGGCAUAUCGUGAGCUCAAGUCCAGACCACGGGAGUCCCAGAAGUAUGCCCUGGACUACGAGACGAUGCAGCGGCCUCUCACCGGGAAAAGGCUCCCUGUCAUGGCGUGGCAAGACGUCCAAAGAGAGACCAGGCUGUUCUCUUUGUUGUCCAACUUGAAGCUGUUUGGAGUAGGCCGCCUGUUUACCCGAAAGUCCUGGAUAGAAGAGCACCCUGAGCCGUGCUACUGGCAGAUCAGCAAAGUUAAGGUGGACUACACAGCUGAGAAUAUGGACCAUGGAUCGGCCUGGGGGAUCCUGAGUUUCAAAGGGAAUAAGGAAGCUGAGGUUAAAGAGAUUGACAAGAUCAUGUACCACGACUGGAGGCUGAUCCCAAAACACAUGGAGCAUGUGUUCACAGACUUUAUGCCUCUUCCUGCACCGCCCCCACGCUCCGUUCCCUACCCUCCACUGCUCCGGGCCAUGAUUCUGGCCAAACAGAAGAGAACUGGAGAUGUGUGCGAGGAGCCAGCGCUGCCCCUACAACGGACGGUCAUGUUUAACAAAGACUAUUUCAAAAUGAAGGAGCAAGAAAGGAAGAACAAUGAGGGAACCCCUGUGUGA